Messenger RNA from Anopheles coustani, 6388 nucleotides. RefSeq names its product sodium/potassium-transporting ATPase subunit beta-2 (gene nrv3). The record is from RefSeq and is a predicted model, not a curated record. Gene Ontology annotation, molecular function: ATPase activator activity. Gene Ontology annotation, cellular component: sodium:potassium-exchanging ATPase complex. Gene Ontology annotation, biological process: potassium ion import across plasma membrane; intracellular potassium ion homeostasis; intracellular sodium ion homeostasis. The transcript is spliced from 7 exons. The coding region runs from base 429 to 1364 and encodes 311 amino acids. Lineage: Eukaryota; Metazoa; Arthropoda; Insecta; Diptera; Culicidae.
GGAAAAUUGGUGCUCCAGCAAGGGUUGCGAAAGUCGACGAAACGUCCGAAAAAGCAGGGCCGACGAAGCGCAGAAAAUCCGCCAAGGAUAAGCGUGCGUGCGAGAUACAGAGAAAAGGGUUGGAUUAGCGAGUGCCGGGCGCUGGGAACGAGUUGUUGGGCCGUGCGUGGAGUGUAGCGGUGGUGUGAGUGUGUGUACGUGCGUGUAUGCACGGAAGCGGAAGUGAAUAGUUGCAAAGGUGUGCGUUCGUGCUCGAGUGUGUGGGUGCGUGUGCGGUCACUAUCGAUCGCCAGUAAUAGCGACGGACGGAGUAGUUCGAUCGUAACCAGGGGAAGCGGGAGUGUCCGCGUCCGAAAGCCCUACAACUCCACUGCCAACCAAUCCCCGAGCACCGAGCGUGUUGAGCAACAGCAACAACAGCAGCAACCAUGGCCGACAAAAAGGUAGCAGAACAGUACUAUGCCCCGCCGCCCAAGCUGGGCAAAUGGGAAGGAUUUAGGACGUUCCUGUGGAACAGCGAAACCAGCCAAUGCCUUGGCCGUACCGGAUCUAGCUGGGCAAAGAUCCUGUUCUUCUAUGUGUGCUUCUAUGCCGCCCUGGUCGGGUUCUUCGCCGCGAUGCUGGCUGUCUUCUGGCAGACGCUGGACAUGCAGAUGCCUAAAUUUCAGCUGGACAGUUCGUUGAUCGGCUCGAAUCCAGGAUUGGGCUUCCGACCGACGCCACCGGAAUACGGCAACGUGGAGAGCACGUUAAUCUGGUACAAAGCGUCCGAUAAUGGCAACGUCGGAAUCUGGACCAAGCUGAUCGACGAGUACUUGAAGCCUUACUCGCAGCCGGAGGAUAAUCGUGUGGAUUGCUCGUUCAAAAAUCCACCACCGGAGGGCAAGGUGUGCAAAGUUCCUUUGGACGAACUGGGCCGAUGCACGAAGGAAAACCAGUACAGCUUCAAGGCGAAGAAACCGUGCAUAUUCUUGAAGCUGAACAAGAUCUUCAACUGGGUACCGGAUGUGUACAAUACCUCCACCAACCUGCCGGAAAAAAUGCCCCAAGACCUCAAGGAGCACAUCAAGGCCAAGGAGGUUAGUAAGGAAACCGACAUGGUAUGGGUUUCCUGCGGUGGCGAAAAUCCUGCCGACAAUGAGCACAUCGGUGCAAUCCAGUACUACCCGCGGCGUGGAUUCCCUGCUUACUACUUCCCGUACAAGAACAUCGAUGGAUAUCUGCCGCCCGUGGUAGCGGUCUAUUUCGAAGAACCAAAGACUGGUGUUCUCAUCAACAUCGAGUGCCGAGCCUGGGCCCGCAACAUCCACUACGAUCGAGCUGAGCGAAGAGGGUCCGUUCACUUCGAGCUGAUGAUCGAUUAAAUCGUUGGCUAGGAGUUGCCAUUUUAAAAACCGUUUUCCGGUGCGUAAAACGUGUUAUCAUCGUUAAAGGCGGGUGGUGAGCGAAGAGAACGAAAGAACAUCAGGCAGGCAGAAGCGAAAGGGGGGAGGGCAGGGGUAGAGUACGGUUAAACACAAGCAAAACAACAUAACAAGAGUGGAUGGAAAAACGGGGCACCAUUGAUUCGAGGUUCGAAUAAGUUGGCGCGCCCGUUUAGGCGUUAAAGGUGGACAGGCAGAUCAUCAUGCUGUUGUGCGCAAACAUUUAGUGCACCGAAAACAGACAGCCAGCAGUAGUUGGUAGGCGUACCGACAUUAGAUGGUACCGGCUAAACGCAAGAAAGGAGCAAGCAGAAGGUUUAAAAAAAAUAAACAAACGAGGAACAAAAUAGCGAAAGCAGCUGCUCGCAAGUGAUCCACGCCGAAGCAAGGCGCGGAAAAAAUCAACAGCAUAUAAACACACAUUGUAGUAGGAGUAAGGCGUAAUGUUUGAAUCAUUUGGCUAGGCAUUUUAUACUUUUUCCGUACCGUCAGCGAUUGGUUGGGAAAGAUUGUUGUAUGAUUUUGUUAUUGCAAUAGUAUACACAUUACUAACCACGACACAAAAAAAAAAAGAAUAAAGGAAGUAAAAACGCAAAACCAGAGGCAAGUGUAAGACCAUCGUUAGUACUGUAGGUCACGAGCUGUACAGCUAAAUGGCAACCUGGACACGUUCUGUUCGCCCGCCGAAGAAUCCCCCCGGGGGUUAGAUGGGGCGCUCGGGUGCGUUCUUUUUUUUUCUAGGGUCAACCGCUAGGUAUAUCUAGGUACCGCUACUCUACGUAUAACUUCACCUACUAAUAGCAUAGUAUGAUCUCUGGCAAGAAACGCUGAACCGCUGGCAGAAAGUAAAGAAGAGUGGCUAAUAAAGAAGAAAAACACAAGAAAACAUAGCAUGAAUACGAUGGCGAAAGGAUGUUUCCAAGGGUUCCCGUUUCCCGACGCUAUCGAUUCGAGUCACUGUCGAUUCGCUGCUUCAGCCCGGAAUAGUCUGCAAAUUGUAGCGCUAGUGUGUGGCAGUGUUGAUCAUUGAGCAAAUCCCCCGUACACGAAGGCCUCAACACCGUCGUUACGGUGGAUAUCGUAUCACAUUCAUGUUUUCUUCGUUACGAUUCGUUGCGCGGACGCGGUGGUUGGCUGGUUCGUCGUUACCUUCAUACCGGUUAAGCUAACUUGUGCAGCAAUUGUACGAUGCAUUAGCCUACCGUGAAGACGCAGAAAUAAGAAGAAGAAUAAAGAAUAAAAAAAAACAGAUCAAACAAACAAUUAAAUUCACUUUGAUGGGUAAACAAAACCACGCGCUAUCGAUAUUAGAAGAGCCCGCAAGCCGUAGCCGUAGAGUAAAUGGCGAGUGCAGAAGAGUGUGCUGAAAACAGCAGAACAUUGUUCAACAGAGCACACGCCCAUUGCCCAUUGUUUGUGAGUGUUUGUGUGUGCCGUGUUCACACACAAACAGUUCUUCUGCGCGAGACCAGCAUGCAAACAAGCAACAUAAAAUUAAAACAAGUAAUAAACCUAAGCAAAGUAAAACCGUAGCGAUGAUGAAUACCGUAGUAAAACCGAAGUGAGAAAAGAGAAAAUAAAACAAUAUGCAACACAUGAAAGCAAACAAACAGCAAACAGAAGAAUAAUUAAACAACUUUAAGAGGGCCUCUUUCUAUUCUUACCACUCACUGCCCAUGAAUAAGUUAAAAAAAGAUGCAACACAUUAAAUUAAUAAAAAAAAACACACACACACACACAAAAGAAGACAAAAUCAUGCAAACAGGCAGUCACGUAAACGAUAACCACACAUAAACAGACACACAAAAACACACGGAAAUCAGCAUAAAUGUAAGCGCGGCUUGCCGAAGCGAAGGGAGGUUUGUAGAGAAGUUAAUGGUAGUAGAUAAAAUAAAGAGAUGAAAAACAAAACGCAAACUAUUCAGCAAACACAAGAUAAAUAAAAUCCCAAAAUCCCAUACAGAAAAUGAAGCAACACAAACCAUGUUAUAAAUAAAAGUGUAUAACUAUGAUCCGGACGUUGCGGCCCGGUGUUGGGGGUGGGUGAAAUUUCACUUAUUGUAUAAACAAUGGAAGCAAAGAAAUGCAACCGAAGCAGAAAACAAACAGCAAGAACACCGCAAAACAAUACCAAGCGGCAGCGGGAGGUAAAAGAAGGAAGUGAAUUAAACUGUAAAAUCAUAGAACUCUAACUACUACUAGCGAAGAAAGAUCCAGCCGUGUGGGGGUUGCGUUGUAGAGGACAAAACAAUAAAUCCACUUUGAAAGGAAACAGUGGAAACACAUACAAACAAAUACACAUACACACACAUAUGUAACGCUUCAUCAUUCACCGAUUGGAUGGUGAAGGUGUCCGUUUCCAAAUGCGUUCGUUGGUGGAAUUGGCCGGUGUGUUAUCGUGGGUGGGUUGGUUGAUGCUGAUUUGAGCGAACGUUGUUGAUGAUGUUUAUUAUUGUGAAGCCUCGUGGAUGGGCCGGCAGAGGCACAUGUUGUGCGUUGUAGCGAAAAUUCGAUGUUGGCAAAAUAGGGAAAGUCCUGGCAAGUUCUGGCCCGGUGCCUGUUUUGUUGCAACUCACCAGUUUGUUUCUCAUCUUCAAUCUCUGCCCAGCUAAUACGAGGGACACGUUUUGUUCUCUUUACUGGAUAAACCACCGGUUUCUGGAAACGGUACACAGAACCCUGGUGGAAGCUAUGUUGUGUGGCUUGAAGCAUAAAACUUGCACGUAUAAACCGAUGAACCUUUCACGCAGUUGGCACUGGUAGGAGUAGAGCCAACAUUGCAACUCAAGAUUGUUGAUUGGAAUGCUUAAAGGGCACCAGCGCUUUUCGGCACGCAAUUGUUUGGCAGUGAUCGUAUAGUAGGUCGCAUCGUAGGUCGUCUACUUGGGGGUUUCUUUUAUAAUCCACAAAUUGUAUUCUUGACAGUUCAAUAAAAAGAAAAACCUGCCUAGAACGUAACCAAUCGGAAAGUGUGUCUGUGAAGUUGAGAUAAUUCACUCACUCGUCGCUCCAGCAUCAGUAGUACGGCGUGCGCCCUGUGUUCAGUGUCUAGCCCGAAUGGGGUAUUUUGAAGCGUUCGAACUUACCGUAAGCAUGUAGCGUAUUAAUGAAAUAAAUGCACCCUCUGAAACUGUCGGUCUCUGUUGAACGAACGAAAGAAACACUCGCCCGCAGGCCGGACAGAGGGCUGGACGGGUCGAGGUACUUAUUUAACGUGCGUAAGCAUACCGCCACCCACAUAUGACCCACGGAGACACACACACGCACCCCCUCCCCGGUAACCCACCAGCGUAAGGUGCAUGGUGCAUAAGAUGCGUUUUGGAGAGGCAACGGUGAACGUUGGGCAAGUGGCGUACAAUAGCGUAAUAUACCUUUUUGGAGCUUAGGGCAUCUGUAGGAAUUACGAGUUAUAAGUAUUUUUUUAAGGUAUAAACUAUUAACAAAGAAAAUUCGAACGAUCGGGAAGCAGCGUGGAAACACACACCUACACACACACACACAAACAAAGACAACACACAGCCACAUCCCCACGAGGCAGGCGAAGUUCCCUUUGGCGGCCGGGUUAGGUAGAUCACUAUUAUUAUCCCCGCAUGGUGCGGCAGGACCCUCGAAAACCACCACGGCAGCGUGGGUUAAGCUUAAAGAAUUAUUUAUUGAUAGGAUAGAGUUUAUCAGCUCGUACCUUGUUAAGUUUUUCCCCCCAUUCUUGUGUGGCAUAAAUUGUAUUGCUGUUUCGCUCGUGUCGUCAUCAUCGUUGUCGUCGUCGUUCGUGAUUCGAUUUUUCGCGACACGCAUACGUAGGCAUGGUUUUUUUUUUUUUAAUUUUGUUACAUCGGUGUGACUAGGAACCCCUUUUCGGUUCCUUGUCCCUUUUUGUUGGAGCUUUAAUGGUUUGAUGCACUCCUCCAAGCCGUUCUGUUUCUUCCCGUGUCUCCCGCCGAGCAUGGGACCGGAAAGUUAAAGAGAUCCUUCCGAUUCUGUUCGGAGGUUGCCGUCGAAGUAGGCAAGGGACAGGACCGCAGGUGCUGACGGUGCUGCGUGUGGCGGAGGAAGGGUGUAGCAGAGAAAGGAUUAAAAGAAUUGCAAUGCAAAAACCCUAAAACAGAAUAUAGCGCUAAAUUUUAAUUACAACUUAACGUUACAAAUGGUAAACCGACGCAGGAGUAAAUAGGAAUCUCUAGCUUAGUGGAAGAGAGACAGAGAGAUGCUGAAACAGAAAAAAAAUCUAUUGUUAGUCGAGAAUAUUUACUAGGAUACCGAUGAGUUGAUGGCAUAAGAAAUACACACAAACAUCCUACAAAACAAAUAAACACAGCUACACGCAAACAUACCGACACAGAUGAUCAUGAAUGAAAAAUCCUUCUAGUUAUUAAAGAAAAAAACAUGUCGUUGAAUAAAAAACUUAAGUAACAAGUAAACAACAAAAAACCACACCCACACAAACACAAACCAUUGGAUAAAACAACACAUAAACACCGUAAAAAGAAACACUCCACCAGCUCAGUGCGCUAAACGCUCCACGUUUGACUCACGCAAUAGCCACACACGCCCAUACAUACACACCACCACACACAAUCACACAGCAAGUACACUCUAGUUUAAAUACCUGUCGCAGGGUAGUGUCGCUUUUCGAGAUCUGAAAGAUGUGAAACCAAUCACGCAAAACGAGCAGACAUGUUUUGCAACAAGUAACAAAAGAAAAAACAACAGAAGCACAGAAAACAAAGAAAAAACCAACAAACAAGUAACAAAGCAAACACCCAAAAUACAACAUUACUUAAUACUAUAAACUAUAAAAACAAACAAAAAGCCCAAUAAAUGCAAAAGAAAAUUAGAAAUUCGAAGAAAGAUGAACAAAUAAUAAAAACAAACAAAAAGAAAAAAAAACACACACACACACACACGAAACGAAAAUCCAAACGCUUUCAGCGAGAGGCGUUUGUGCUGCAGCUUUUAGUUUCUAA